UCUAUGACGGACGGAUUUUAGUGAUGCACCAGGAACAAGAAAAACCGUGUUUACAAACAGAAAGUUUUGAACGACGCUCAAAGGUUUCUGACCCGAAACAUUAUUUUUAGGCAUCAGAUCCAUCAAGAGUUGCUCCAUACGUUUAAGAUGAGCAUAUGCUUCAGCCCGUGACCUUUCGAAGCGAUUGAAGUAUGGCAGACGAGGAAGGCAAGCUGACUCUGCGGCGCCUGGAAGCGCCCAUCCAGAAGUUCAUCAAAGUGGUGAUUCCCACUGAUCUGGAGCGGCUUCAUAAGCAUCAGUAUAACAUAGAGAAGUUCCACAGAAAUAGCCAAUGGGACAAACUGCACCAGGAGCACAUCAAUGCAAGUCGCACUGUGCAGCAAUUGCGCUCGAACCUGCGCGAGAUGGAAAAGUUGUGCCAACGUGUCCGCAGCUCUGACGCACUGGCGCUUGAGAAACUCGUCCAGCCAAUCCAAGAGCGCGCCUUGGUCGCAACUCAAGAGUUCCUGCACCUUCAUUCAGACUCUGUCAAUCAUCCAGGGCCACGCCCACAACCCACUUACCAUCCAGACUCUCACACAGUCUCCGAAUCAGUGUAUAGUGAAGAAGAUGUGGGAGGGGCCGAAUCCCCUGUCAAUCAAUUUCAAGUAUAUUUACCUGCUAUUCCAACAGAGCAGAAUGCCGCAGAAUCCUGGGACUCGUUAGAAGAGGAUCUAUUGGAGCUCAAUGGGUUAGUGAAUGAGUUCUGCUCCCUCGUGCAUGCUCAGCAGGAGAAGAUCGACAGCAUCGAGGCCAACGUUAGUGCGGCGGCGGUGAACGUGGAGGAGGGGACCCGCAGCUUGGGGAAGGCAGCGCGAUCAAGCCUGGCAGCAUUGCCCAUAGCAGGUGCAGUGGUUGGCACCGUUUUGGCCGGUCCACUCGGAUUGCUGGCGGGAUUUAAAGUGGCCGGCUUGGCAGCCGCAGUGGGAGGAGGCGUGCUCGGCUUCGCUGGAGGAAGCUUCAUCCGACGCAGGAAGAAAGAGAGGGUGGAGCUGCAGCUUAAACGCCUCGACACUAACCAUGAACACGAGCAUGUGCAGUAAGGCAUCCGGUGGGGAACAUGGAAUUCUGUACGUUGUAACCUGCACAACACUGGUGUUUAUACUACACUUAGAGUCGUACUGCUGCUCUCUCAACUCGAAUGCCUUAAAGAGACUUUUUUUUUUGCACCAGUGGUGUAUGACCUGUUAUAUUGACGUGACAGUCCAUGUGCUAUAUGAGGACAAAUUAAGCCUGAUAAAAAAAAAAAAUGUCAGGGGUCUUUUAUUGAUCGAGCUGUACCAGUACUGACCUCGGAGUUCACCGGGGUGUCAUUGGUGUUGGGGUUCUGAACGAUACACUUAAACGCAACACAAUUUGUACACUGUGAAGCGUGUGGCGAUGAAGCAAUAGUCAUACACUUAGUUUACACAAAUAUGAGAAUAAUAAAAAUAAAAUGAUAUAAAUGCAAUUAAGCCUGUCACAAUUAUAACAUGACAGAUUUUAAGUCUUAUGAUUCAAUAUCGGAUUCUAAAAUGGUGUUUAUAUAUAUAUUUGCACUGUAUGAACAAUAGUAUUGGGACACCUGAUUUUUUCCAGCCAUAUGUGGUUCUUUUUCAAACUGUUCGCCAUUGUAUCAGACGUCUUUGAACGUUGUAGCAGUACAUUUUUCCUCUAUUUGAACUAGGAGACCCAAAUCUGUUCCAACAUGACAAUGUCCCUGUGCACAAAGCCAGCUCUAUUAAGAUACGGUUUACAUGGGUUAGAGCUCUCGGUCCUGUUGGGAUGAAUUGGAAUGCUGACCGCACCCUAGGAUUCCUUCCCCUACACCAGUUUACAAUGAUUACACACAGUCUUGUGUCUAUGAGAGCACAAAUCUUCCCAGAUGGGUGGAGGUUACUAUAACAGCAAAUGGGGAUUAAAUGUAUUGUUCCAACAACACAUACGAAUCUGAUGUUCAGGUGUCCACAAACUUUUGCCGUAUAGUGUGCGUAUGUGUAAAAUCACACAUUUUAACUCGAAGGUUUCCAUUGUAAACUAUUGAGCAAUGUCUUUUUUUUUAUCGCACUUAUUCAUUUAGCAACUUUUACUUGUUUCUUGUUGAAAAAUUUAGCUUUUUUUCUCAGAAAUUCAUUAAUAAAGUGAGUUAUGAGUGUUCAUUACUACA
Molecule: messenger RNA, 2185 nt
Organism: Silurus meridionalis
Lineage: Eukaryota; Metazoa; Chordata; Actinopteri; Siluriformes; Siluridae
Gene: stx17
Product: syntaxin 17
Exons: 8
Coding region: 192-1082 (296 amino acids)
Biological process (GO): vesicle fusion; intracellular protein transport; exocytosis
Cellular component (GO): plasma membrane; endomembrane system; autophagosome membrane
Molecular function (GO): SNAP receptor activity; SNARE binding
Source: RefSeq, a predicted model, not a curated record